Hypomesus transpacificus is the source of this 1805-nucleotide messenger RNA. Its product is annotated as glutamate receptor 4-like. Gene Ontology annotation, molecular function: transmitter-gated monoatomic ion channel activity involved in regulation of postsynaptic membrane potential; AMPA glutamate receptor activity. The record is from RefSeq and is a predicted model, not a curated record. Bases 1 to 462 code for a protein of 153 amino acids. Gene Ontology annotation, cellular component: dendritic spine; plasma membrane; AMPA glutamate receptor complex. Lineage: Eukaryota; Metazoa; Chordata; Actinopteri; Osmeriformes; Osmeridae. The transcript has 3 exons. Gene Ontology annotation, biological process: synaptic transmission, glutamatergic; modulation of chemical synaptic transmission.
AUGCAUCCUCACCCUUUCACCAAAUAUGUUUUAUCGUUUUCAAGAAGUGCAGUUAACCUGGCAGUGUUAAAACUGAAUGAACAAGGCCUGUUGGACAAAUUGAAAAACAAGUGGUGGUACGACAAGGGCGAGUGUGGCAGCGGAGGCGGAGGGGAGAAGGACAAGAGCUCUCAGGCCCUGAGCCUGAGCAACGUGGCUGGGGUGUUCUACAUCCUGGUGGGGGGCCUGGGCCUGGCCAUGCUGGUGGCCCUCAUCGAGUUCUGCUACAAGUCCAGAAAUGAAGCCAAGAGAAUGAAGCUGACAUUCACGGAGGCGAUGAGGCACAAGGCUCGUCUGUCCAUCACAGGCAGCGUUGGGGAGAACGGCAGAGUCCUGACCCCCGACUGCCCCAAGGCAGUCCACGCCGGACCCCCCCUACGCCAGAGUUCCGGGCUGGCCCUGGUCUCCUCGGAGCUCCCCUGAAAACCAAAAACUUCCCAAGUGCCUUAUGACAGAACCACCCAGAACCCACCUCCACCAGUGUCCAGUCCAGGACCACCCAGACGUACUCACCCCCACCAGGCAGUGAGGGGAACUCAAUAUCGCUAGGGAACAGGACAGGCUAGCUAGCUAGCGGGAGACAGAACACACACUCCCUGGCAUCACAAACAGACAAACAGGAAGGACUUGUGUUGGGGUUUUUGAAGCUGGGAGGCCAUGCCUCCAGUCACAGACGUUCAAAGGGUAACGCAGCGUGUUUGUAGACCCCGAGAUCUUCCUCACCCUCGGGGAGACGGCAGGAGAAGAGAGGGGCGCUGUGGAUGUGGACGAACGAGACCAGAAAACUGUCAACUUGAAACGUUAACUGUGUAUUUAUGAGGCUGUGAAUUGAACCGCAAUCAAGAUUGUUUUCAAAUCAAAUAGUAUUUGUGAACAGACUAGAGCAGUAUUCAAACAGGGGAAAGAUACUUAACAACCUCACUGGAUAUCAAUAAACCGUGAGUUUAACCCUCACGUUUCGGCAAGUGGGUGAACGAUAUUAGUAUUAAGUAGAACAAUAACUUUAUUGAUAUAAAUGAAUAUAUUAUUAAUAAGCUGUGAAGAUUAGUAAAUAUGUAUAUUCUGUUUAAACAAAACGAAAGAAAAAAAUAUUGCUGUACAUAGCAGACUGAAGUACAUGCUUGCUUUUUAACUGUAAAUAGCAGGUCUAGUAGAGGAUAGAAGAUACCAUCUUUAGAGAAAUGAUUCAUCGCAAUAACGAAGAAGACCAUGCCAGCUCUAACAGACGAGAAACUAAAGGACAAAUGAAUCUCAUAUGUUAGACGUUGGAAACAUACUGUACAGUACAAACGUUAAAUGCUCAGAUUGGGGGAGGGUCUUACCGGUUAUUUACGUGUAAAAGAAUUCAGCAAUGAAUGGUGACCAGCCCCUCCCCCUUACAUAAGCCACACCCCCUCACUGUGCAGUCGUAGACCAGGAAGUGGCAAUAGGACCCACAUUUUUUUCUUUUAUCAAUUGUUUUUGUAACAAGCAGUUUACUGCCCAUGUCGUCAUCGUGAAUGUCUACUGUCGAGGUCUCUCAUCUGGGUACAACCUUUUAGUUUCACAUUUUUGUGGAGACAAAGCAAAGUGUUGAGGAGGGAAAAAAUUUGAAAGAUUCAGAUUUUCUUUCAACUGGUUAUUUUACCAGUUCAAGCUGCUUUUUCCUAUAUCCAGUACUGAAACCUGCUAAGAAGACACCAUGUGGUAUUGAGCCAUAGGCACCUGGGACCUCUGAGACCCAGUUGGGUCCUUGUAGCAGGACAGUGUCAUCCCAACCACAGGGC